CAGCCAUGCCCCCUCUACGGACAAGAUUUGCCAGCGCCGACGAGUCUCUCUACGAGCAAUGUUUUCCAGGCCGCCACAAGCUCGCUCAAUUCACAGCUUGCAGGGACUCUGAACGGGACGAGUAAUGCGACCUCGCUCUUCGGCACGCUGGACACCGAGGCGACGGCCUUCUCGGUGGAGUUCUUCUCGCUCAGCGAGGACGACCCAUUGUUCACAUACCAUUACACACCCUCUCUGUUCAGCCAGAACAACACUGGAGUGGCGUGGGUGAACUCAGACUCAGUGUACCGGAUUGGGAGCGUGUCCAAGCUGUGGACAGUCUACCUGUAUCUCAUCACGGCCGGGGAUGGGUCCUGGAAUGAUCCCAUCACCAAAUACGUCCCCGAGCUAGAGGCGAUCGCAAAGACACAAAAGUCGGACCCAGUGAACAAUGUGAACUGGAACUCCAUCACCAUCGGCGCGCUGGCCAGUCAGUUGGCCGGCAUUGGUCGAGAUGCUGUGUACUCGCCCCAGUUGGCGUCCACGCUGGAGCUGCUGGGGAUUCCGAACCAGGGCGGCAACAAUCACUCUACAUGUGGCUCUUUGUCCCUGGAUAUUAUGACCCCGUGUAACCGAUCACAGUUCUUCACCGACUAUCCAACACAGCACCCCGUCGUGUCCGCCUUCCAGACCCCAAUCUACUCCAAUGCAGCGUACCAGAUCUUAUCUUACGCCAUCGAGAACAUCACAGGCCAGACCAUGGAGGCCAUCUUCGACCAGCACCUGGUCGCAGACCUCAACCUCACCUCCACCUCCUACGCCGCGCCCAACACGACCACCAACGCCGUGAUUCCCCCUUUCGACACCACCAUCAGCUGGUUUAGCGCCGACCUACACGACGAGACCCCGGCAGGCGGCUACUACAGCAGCAUCAACGACAUACGCGCCAUAAGCAAAGCCAUGCUCAGCUCAGCCCAGCUCGACCCGGCCGUCACGCGGCGGUGGAUGAAGCCACACUCGCUCCUCUCCAACCCAGACGCCAUGGUCGGCGCCCCCUGGGAGCUGCAGCGCGCCCCAGGCAGCCCUUACCUGAUGAUGAUGACCAAAUCCGGCGACGUGGGCAUCUACGCGUCCUACGUCGUGCUCGUUCCGGAGCUCGAGGUGGGCUUCACCGUGCUGACGGCCGGCGCCGGGUAUCAGGCGAACGUGGAGAUCCUGGCGGACGUGCUGGCGGCGGUGCUGGUGCCGGCCGCACGGGCUGCCGCCAGGGACGAGGCCAAGGCCAAGUACGAGGGCGUCUAU
This is a messenger RNA of Cryphonectria parasitica EP155, 1281 nucleotides long. RefSeq names its product beta-lactamase/transpeptidase-like protein. The record is from RefSeq and is a predicted model, not a curated record. NCBI's taxonomy places the organism in Eukaryota, Fungi, Ascomycota, Sordariomycetes, Diaporthales, Cryphonectriaceae. The annotation marks the transcript as partial. The transcript is spliced from 2 exons.